This is a messenger RNA of Epinephelus lanceolatus (giant grouper), 5099 nucleotides long. It is a transcript of the gene smg5, whose product is annotated as SMG5 nonsense mediated mRNA decay factor. Gene Ontology annotation, molecular function: telomeric repeat DNA binding; telomerase RNA binding; protein binding. Lineage: Eukaryota; Metazoa; Chordata; Actinopteri; Perciformes; Serranidae. Gene Ontology annotation, cellular component: telomerase holoenzyme complex. The record is from RefSeq and is a predicted model, not a curated record. Gene Ontology annotation, biological process: nuclear-transcribed mRNA catabolic process, nonsense-mediated decay.
CUGUACUCUCGCGAUACUCAGGCGGUCACUGCCUGAUAGGAGUAAUGGCCGCCUUCGUAGCAAUGGCUGGAACGGGGAACAACACAAGAGGCAUAUCAGAGCGUUUUAGCUGACCAGGAAGAGCCUAAAUUACCAGGCAACCCCUCCUACCCGGUUUUCAGAACGGAUGGGUAGAGGGGGGUAUUGCCAAAGGACACAAGAAACGAAAGAGACUCAGAGGGAAAGGGAGGAAAGCUAACGCUAUCUCGAUAGCUAGCGCUAGUUGUCACUGCCGGGGAACAAACCGGAGUAGCCCUGACAACUGUGCGGUCCGGAGGGCUGAAGGAAGCGGUUGACCAGACGCUGGAGCGUGUGAACAAAUAACCGGCAAGUCGUUAACAUGAGUGGACCGGGUCAGGACAGUGAUCCAGAGGCGAAAGUCCUUCUCAUCAAGCGGCUUUACAGGGCUGUGGUGGAGUCUGUGCAUAAGCUGGAUGUCAUCAUCGGCAGCAAAGCAUCCUACAGAGAGGUCUUCAAGCCGGAGAACAUCAGCCUUCGCAACAAGCUGAGGGAGCUUUGCGUGAAGCUGAUGUUCCUCCACCCUGUCGACUACGGCCGCAAGGCUGAGGAGCUGCUCUGGAGGAAGGUUUACUAUGAGGUCAUCCAAGUUAUCAAGACCAACAAGAAGCACAUCCACAGCCGCAGCGCUCUGGAGUGUGCCUACCGCACACACCUGAUCGCCGGCGUGGGGUUCUACCAGCACCUGUUGCUAUACAUCCAGUCACAUUACCAGCUGGAGCUGCAGGACUGCAUCGACUGGACCCACGUCACAGACCCGUUGAUAGGCCGAAAGAAACCAGUGUCAGCCACCCCCAAGGAGAUGGAGUGGGCACAGAUGGCCUGUCAUCGCUGUCUGGUCUACCUUGGAGAUCUAGCCCGUUAUCAGAAUGAACUUGCCGGAGUCGAGGCUGAGCAGCUGGCUGAAAGGUUUUACCAUCAGGCGCUGUCUGUCAUGCCACACGUGGGAAUGCCUUUUAACCAACUGGGCACAUUGGCCGGGAGCAAGUUCUACAACGUUGAAGCAACCUACUACUACCUACGCUGCAUCCAAUCAGAUGCCCCCUUCGAGGGUGCCUAUGGCAACCUGAAGCGUCUGUUUGACAAAGCCGCCAAGAUGUACCACCAGGUGAAGAAGCAGGAAAUGAAGAAGCUGUCUCCAUCUCGACAAAGAUCAAAAGAUAUUAAGCGCCUCUUGGUGAGCUUCAUGUACCUUCAGAGUCUGCUGCAGCCCAAGAACAGUCUGAUGGAGACGGAGCUGACGUCACUCUGCCAGUCGGUGCUGGAGGACUUCAACUUGGUGCUGUUUUACCUGCCGCCGCCGACACAUGGCAUUGCUCACCACUCCCCCAGCGAGGAAGAGGAGGAGCAGCAGCAGCACGCUGACAGCUCCUGCCCCGUGCUGCCUGACACCCUCGUCUUCAAGAUGGUGGUCACUUGUCUGAUGGUGGUGCACAGCCUGAAGAGGGGAGGAUCGAAGCAGUACAGUGCGUCCAUAGCUUUUACUCUGGCCCUGUUCUCCCAUCUGGUGAACCACGUCAACAUCCGGCUGCAGGCUGAGCUGGAGGAAGCGGAGAGCCAGGUGCCCCAACUUCACACUGACGCCACAGAUGACCUGGAGAUGAGGGACUUGUCAGCCCCAGCGACAGAUCGCUCUGAUGAGAAGCCUCUGCAGAACGGCUCCCUGGAGCAAGAAGAUGAGGAGGAGGAGAAGGAUGAAGAUGGCUGUAAAAGGGUUGGCGCCAAAAAGCACUGCAGCGUGGAAGAGCAGCGCAAGUUGGAAGAAGAGAAGCAGAGACAGAAAAAGAAGUACACCCGCCUCUCUAGGCUCCGCCGACGCCGCUGCGCCCGCAAGGACACUCGAGGGGAGGAUGAGAGCGACCUGAGCGAAGGCUUUGAGAGCGAAGAGGAUGAAGAUGAGGAUGACGAGAGGAGGGGUCACGCUGACUCAGCAGGCGCCACCACGACAGGAACCCCACUCAAUCCUCCUUCGAUCAGAAAGGAGACUAAGAGAGACCCCCUGGGUGAGGAGGGCAGCUGGGGGAGUGGCUCAGAGGAAGAGGAGGAGGAAGGGGGAACAGCGUUCGAUGUAGAAACUGACUCGGACAUGAACAGCCAGGAGUCUCGCUCGGACCUGGAAGACAUAGAGGACACGGAGAACUCAGACAACUUGGAGGGUCAGGCACGGGAACACCAGGAUGAAGAGGAAGAAGAAGACCAGCCCAAGGAAGAAGGAGGCGACAGGGACGGUGAUACACCUCCAACCACCAACGGGCCUCUCAUGCCCAGCGACGCCAGCAUCAGCAGUAACCUCCAGGCCAUGUCCUCCCAACUCUUCCAGGCAAAGCGCUGCUUCCGCCUGGCGCCAACCUUCAGCAACAUGUUGUUGAGGCCUCAAGCCUCAUCUUCAUCAGGUAUUCCCACCCCUUCUGACGCCUCUGCUCCCCCUUCCCAAGAGACACCCCCUCCUCCCGGGGACUCAACCUGUGAUAUGAACCCUGGUACUGCCAACGGAACCAAUGAAAACGACUUGGACUCGGAUUCAGAAGGCAGCCAACACAGCACCCAGUCAAUGCACAGUGAGAAAACCCUCUUAGAGAAGCUGGAGAUCCUGGCCAAUCAGGGGCUGAUCCAGGUGGUGAAGGUCUUUGUUGAUUGGCUAAGGACAAACACAGACAUUAUCCUCAUGUGUGCACAGAGUUCUCAAAGCCUGUGGAACCGACUGUCUGUGCUGCUCAACCUGCUACCAGAUGGCAGCAAGAUGCUCGAGGCUGAGCUCGGUCUGAACGCAGAGGUGACGGAGCUGUUAAAUGAGUGUGAGCAGCCUGGUUUGGUCCAGAGUCUGCUGCUGCCGGAGGAUUUGGCUCUGAGACACCUGCCUGCUCUCACCGUUGCUCACCGCCGCCUUGAUUAUACUCGCCGCAACCCCUCCCUCAGCUCCCUACAGGAGUGUGUGGUGCGAGUGUGUUGCAUUCGCAGUUUUGGCCACUUCCUGACAAAUCUCCAGGGCAACGUGCUGCACUUCAACCCGGAGGCGGGCAUCUUCACCAGCAUCAGCCAAUCCGAGCAGGAUAAUCUGGUGCAGCAGGCGAAGGCCCAGUUCCGAAUGGCUGAAGAGGAGGCUCGUCGAAAUCGCUUGAUGAGGGAUAUGGCCCAGCUUCGACUACAGUUGGAGGUGUCGCAGCUAGAGGGCAGCCUUCAGCAGCCUAAAGCCCAGUCAUCCAUGUCUCCCUACCUGGUGCCAGACACAGCGGCUCUCUGCCAGCAUCUGAAUCUCAUCCGGCAGCUGGCCGGCAGCGGCUGCUUCAUCAUCAUCAUCCCACGGACAGUGAUCGAUGGUCUCGACAGGUUGAAGAAGGAGAAUGCUGGUGCAAGGGACGGCAUUCGCUUCCUGGAGUCCGAAUUUCGCAAAGGCAACAGGUACAUACGCUGCCAAAAGGAGUCUGGUCGAAGUUUUGAAAGAGAUAAACUGAAACGUCAGGACAUCGAAGCCUGGCAUUUAUACAAGAUGGUGGACAGCUGUCGUCAGCUAACAGUCUCCCAGAGCAACGGAGACGAAGAUACAGCCGGCAUGGUGACCAUUCUUACGGGCCAUCAAGUGGAAGAGCUUUGCACUCAGUCAGCAGCAAUGAAGUCGGCGAUCCAGGCGGCAGGCUCGGCAGGCAUGGAGCUAAAGAACAUCUUGGAGUUCUACCGGCAGUGGAAGGAGAUAGGCUGAGAGGUCAAACGGGGGCAGCUGUCGUCGCUGCGAACAGCUGAUCGAUCACAACACUCGCUCCCUCUCUCUCUCUCCCACUCUUUUGCUCUGUGUGUAUCUGCGUCUCCAAAGGCAAAAACCAACUCAAAAGAAAGAAGGAAUCGAAGGAAAGAGUUAAAGCUUAGAGGGGUGGAAAAGUUAAAACAGUGGAGUAAAAAAAAACAAAAAACAUCAGAAGAGAAAUGCGGGCGAAACGGCGCUAUAAGAAAGAGCAGAUCUCCCACCUCCCAAUCCUAAACAUAAAGAGUGACCCCCAGUGGUCGGGGUGCGGAAACGGUGGGGGAACGCUACACGACUUUUAAGUGCCCCUGGUUCACACCCUAACCAGGAAUACACUGUAUAUGUUAGCCAACGAGUACAUCCGUGUCGAGAGAGAAACCGCACACACACACACAUAAACACAUUCACGCUCAGAUGAAACCAUAUAGAUGUUUAGAGCAGUGGUUUGGAUUUCCGUUCCCUCCUUCCCUUUCCCUUCAGUCUGUAUCUGAGAAACAGGGUAAAGAAUGUCACGUCUGGUAGGACUGCGCUUAUGGAAAGUCGAGGGUGUAUGAAGACAACUUAGAGACAGAGACAACACUCUGUCCACCUGACACCCGAGGCUUCCAGCCCUACAAAACAAGCCAGGCGUCUCAUAGCUCAUAGGCCUCUAGGAAAGGUUGAGGAAGACAAAUGUACACUUCUCUGGGAUCGGUUUCUAUUCCUCUGUGGCUUUUUUUUUUUUUUUUUGGUUUUGUUUUUCUUUAUUUGCGGUGUACUUUUGUGACCAGUGACUUAUGUAUUGUGCUAUCUCUGUACGAGAAGAGAAAAGGAAAAAAAAAAACACAAAAACAGGUGUCGACCCUGUUAAAAGUUUUAAUUUGGAUUUUAUUUUUGUACCCAAAUGUUGUUUAUUUUGCUUUUUGUAAGCUAAAUCUGAAUGAGAUAUGCAAGAAUGUUUAAGGGAAAGGGAAGGGGUUGUUGUCGUGCGUUGAUCCACUGAACAAAUCCUUUAGUUCUGAAAAGUAAAAAAACAAAACAAAACGUAUAAUCCAGAAUUUAUUUAUCAAGGUGUCAUGUUAGAGGGAGCUAGAAGCUGAUUAGCCUCGUGUUGUAGCUAGUCAUCGAAGAGGCUCAGAAGAAAAAGGGGCCAACUGACUUUCCCAGAGGAAUGUGGGUUGUGUUUGGACCCCUGUAAACUCCUAAAAUGUAUCCCAUCUACAUCACCAUUUCCAUAGUGACUGUCCCAUCAUGCACAGUGCAAAAGAAAACCAGUAUAUGUGUGUGGCCAUGCAUUGAACAAUAAAAAGAAACUCGUAUAACAUGA